AGAAGGGAAAUGUUGUAGGAAAAUUCAAAUGUAAUUCAGUAACAGAAUCUUGCCUGCACUGUCCUACUGCAGUUUUCAUUUGCAAGCUUUAUACAUCUUUUAUCCCUUUCUUCAUAUGCAUCUCUGUCUGGUUCUCUGUUUUUUCCUUACAAUGGAGAAUUCAAGCAAAAGUAGUUUUUGCCUUCAAAACCUCUUGUUUCUCCUGCUUCCCUGCCUCUUCUUCUUCGUCCAAUACCUUGUCGUUCCCGUAACAGGAGAUAUCCAUGUUACCCCUUACAUCCCUACAGAAAACAUCACAAUUGAUUGUGGUUCUUCCACGAGUGGCCAAUCUUUUGAUGGCCGUCCUUGGGUCGGAGAUGUCGGUGGAAAAUUCAUCCUCAUAGAGCAACCAAACAAUAAGAACAAAUCAUCAGCGGUUAAACUUGAAUCCCAACUGCCCUCAUCGGUUGAUCCGCGCCCUUAUUCCACAGCACGUCUAUCUUAUUCAGAGUUCAACUAUUCAAUUCCCCUCACCGCUGGCCCAAAGUUCAUUCGCUUCUACUUCUAUCCAACUUCGUAUCCAGGCUUUGCAGAAGACCCUUCUAAUAAAGCUUUCUUCUCUGUUAAAGCUGGUCCUUUUACCCUUCUCAGCAACUUCAGUGCUUUACUUCAUGCUCGUCGUGAACCUACAGUUGUCAAAGAAUAUUGUUUAUAUGUUGAUGAUUAUCAAAGUUUAAACUUAAUCUUCACUCCAAGUCCUGAUAUCACUCAUUCUUAUGCCUUCAUCAAUGGAAUCGAAGUUGUUUCCAUGCCAUCCCAUCUAUAUUAUGCAGCAGCCGGAGAUGAAGAUGGGGUAACUUUUACAGGCCAGGCCCAGGGAAAAUUGUACCCCCUGGAAAAUAACAAAGCCUUUGAGAAGAUGUACCGAAUCAACGUUGGUGGGAGCGAACUCUCGCCAGGAAAAGAUUAUGAGAUGUUCCGGCACUGGUUAAGUGACGUCGACUAUGUGACAAUAAUGAAACCAAGUGCUCUUCCUGUUAAUACCAGUACUGAGCUCACCUUCAGCAGUGAAACCCCAUCCUUCACUGCUCCAAAGGAGGUUUAUACAACUGCCAGGAGCAUGGGAACGAACAAGACAGAGAAUGAGAACUACAAUCUCACCUGGGAGUUUCCUGUUGAUUCUGAGUUCAAUUACUUUGUAAGGUUACAUUUUUGCGAGUUCCAAAAUGAGAUAACUCAACAAGGUGAUCGAGUCUUUGAGAUCUUCUUGGCUAAUUUAGCUGCGGAGACUCACGCUGAUGUUAUAGUAUGGAGUGGUGGGCAUGGGUUUCCAGUAUACAGGGAUUACGUAGUGGCAAUAGGAACACGAGGAAACCAAAAACAGCAAAAUCUGUCUGUUGCUUUGCAUCCUUCGCCAGCUUGGGGAACUCUUUAUUCUGAUGCAAUCUUGAAUGGCCUGGAAAUCUUCAAACUGAGCAAAAGUUUUGUUCUGGCUGGACCUAAUCCUGAUCCAUUACCGGUAAAUGAACUAGGAAAUUCACCGCAAACUUCAAUCAAUUCCAAGAAGAAGAACAAAGCAGUUUUUGGCAUCGUGGGAGGCGCAAUAUCGGGCUUCGUCGUUCUUUCUCUUCUUUGUUUCUUCAUUUUCCGUCGAAAGAUGAGAGUCAAAGACACCAAGGGAGUUUUACAGCUGAGUCAGUAUUCCUCUACUGUGAAAUCGUCCAAGUCAACCAAGUCUCGUGGCUCAUCUCUGCCUUCCGAUCUUUGUCGCUACUUUUCACUGGCGGAGAUCAAAGCUGCAACCCACAACUUCGACGAUGUUUUCAUCGUCGGCGUCGGAGGUUUCGGCAAUGUGUACAAAGGAUUCAUCGACGGUGGGGCUACACCAGUUGCAAUCAAGCGGUUGAACCCGGGGUCUCAACAAGGUGCUCACGAAUUCAGGACCGAGAUCGAGAUGCUUUCCCAGCUACGCCACGUCCAUUUGGUCUCAUUGAUAGGCUACUGCAACGAUGACGAAGAGAUGAUCCUCGUGUACGAUUACAUGGCCAAUGGAACACUUCGUGAUCAUCUUUACAACACAGAAAACCCUCCUCUUCCAUGGAAACAACGGCUAGAGAUUUGUCUUGGUGCUGCAAUCGGGUUGCAGUAUCUUCACUCGGGUGCUAAACACACAAUCAUUCAUCGAGACGUCAAGACGACAAAUAUCUUAUUGGAUGAGAAAUGGGUGGCUAAGGUUUCGGAUUUUGGCUUGUCUAGAGUUGGCCCGACCAACAUAUCGCAAACUCAUGUUAGCACAGUGGUGAAAGGCAGUUUCGGAUACUUGGAUCCCGAGUAUUCUCGUCGUGGACAACUGACAGAAAAAUCCGAUUUAUAUUCAUUCGGAGUGGUCCUCUGUGAAAUAUUAUGUGCUAGGCCACCCCUUAGCCGCUCUGCUGAGAAGGCUCAGGUAAGCUUAGCACCAUGGUUUCAACAAUGCCAUCAAAAUGGAACACUUCACAAAAUCAUCGAUCCAUUUUUGAAAGGUAAGAUUGUACCCGAGUGUUCGAAAAAGUUCAUUGAAGUGGUAAUGAGUUGCUUGAAUGAAGAAGGAUCCAAGAGGCCAUCGAUGGAUGCCGUGGUAUGGGGCCUACAGUUCGCACUUCAGUUGCAAGAACUCGUGGAGGAGGGGCUUACGCCUAAUGCCGGUGCCGGUUUUGAAGGAGACUUCGAUGAGGAGACACCUUUUGCAGCCUAUGCAAUGGAAGAUGACAGUGGGGAAGUGUUCAGUAGCAUUGGCGACCAUGUGAUGAAUUCCAGGAGCAUUAGUACUUUCAGUUUGACAACAAGUGAUGAACAAAGUUUUAUUACCAAGGAUUCUGGUAAACACUCGUCCAAGGCAGUAUUCUCCCAGAUUAGAGAUCCCCAAGGACGAUGAACGAAACCUGCAGCUUGUUGAUUAGUAAUCUUCAUAGUAAUUCUAAGUUGAUUCGAGAAAGAUCCAAAAUAAUUUUUACUUAGAAUUCAAGAAAAAAAUGUAUUGUAAUAUAAGAUGUUUCAAGGUAA
This is a messenger RNA of Hibiscus syriacus, 3021 nucleotides long. RefSeq names its product receptor-like protein kinase FERONIA. The record is from RefSeq and is a predicted model, not a curated record. Gene Ontology annotation, biological process: protein phosphorylation. The transcript has a single exon. Gene Ontology annotation, molecular function: ATP binding; protein kinase activity. NCBI's taxonomy places the organism in Eukaryota, Viridiplantae, Streptophyta, Magnoliopsida, Malvales, Malvaceae. Bases 116 to 2893 code for a protein of 925 amino acids.